Cornus florida is the source of this 676-nucleotide messenger RNA. Its product is annotated as putative germin-like protein 2-1. Bases 29 to 676 code for a protein of 215 amino acids. Gene Ontology annotation, molecular function: manganese ion binding. The transcript has 2 exons. The record is from RefSeq and is a predicted model, not a curated record. Gene Ontology annotation, cellular component: cell wall. Lineage: Eukaryota; Viridiplantae; Streptophyta; Magnoliopsida; Cornales; Cornaceae.
UAGGAAUAGCUUAUUCUUGAAGAUUUAGAUGGCACUCUACAUUUUCUUGUUGAGUUUGCUAGCUUUUUCAUUUGCUCUGGUAACUGCCUUUGAGCCCAGUCCCUUGCAAGAUUUCUGCGUCGCAGACCUAACUAGCUCAGUUCGAGUAAAUGGUCAAACUUGCAUGGAUCCUAAGAUGGUAAAAGCUGAUCAUUUCUCCUUCAGUGGUCUCCAUUUAGCUGGUAACACGUCCAACCCCCUUGGCUCUAAGGUGACCCCUGUCACUGUGGCUCAAUUACCUGGCCUUAACACCCUUGGCAUCUCAGUGGCACGCUUAGACUAUGCACCAAAGGGUGUUAUCCCUCCUCACACGCACCCUCGUGCCACAGAGGUACUGACAGUAAUAGAAGGCAGCCUUGAGGUUGGCUUUGUGACCACCAACCCAGAUAACCGGUUCAUCUCAAAAGUCCUUCGAAAGGGUGAUGUUUUUGUCUUCCCACUAGGGCUUGUCCACUUCCAGCGAAAUGUGGGAAGUGGAAAUGCAGUCUCUAUCUCCGGCUUGAGCAGCCAGAACCCUGGUGUCAACACCAUCGCAAAUGUUGUUUUCGGAUCAAACCCUUCCAUUUCUACUGAUGUUCUUGCAAAGGCUUUCCAGGUGGAUAAGAGCAUAAUUAAAAGCCUUCAAGCACCAUUCUAG